UCUACUGCGACCAGGCCAUCCUGAAUAAUUGAAAUCUUCUUCACCCUCUUCUCGGGUCCGUCAAGCCUACUCGGAUACAGCUUCAUUUGGAAACAGACAGGGCUUCCACUACACUGAUCACAAGACUUUGAUCUGUUCUGGUGGGUGACAGCCGAUCAUCGACUUGCAUCUGCCUCUUACAUCCAUACACACUUGUUAUCGCUUCUCAGCUUUUGAUACCUUCUGCAACACCCGGCAGCAACACAGCGCCUAGUCAUGGACGCCUUUGACUUUGGGCAGCUGUCCGUCAGCGGGCGCAAGAUCAUUGUUGGCAUCGACUUUGGUACCACUUAUUCAGGAGUAGCAUGGGCUGAAACCCAACGUCCCGAUCGACGGACUGCCAUCACUACCUGGCCGAUCAGCAAGACCAUCCGCGAGGGCGAAUCUUCGGACAAAGUCCCUACCAAGCUGCGAUAUGCCGGCGACGAGAUCCAAUGGGGCUUUUCAAUCCCCGUUACUGCACCACAAGAUGAAGUUGUCGAGUGGUUCAAGCUUGAUCUCGAUCCUUCUCUCCAAAGCAUGGGUCAAGCUGUCUCCUCAGAGGCUCGAGGUGGCCGCAAUGUCGACAAGCUUGUGACGGACUACAUCUCUGCCCUGGGCAACCAUCUCAUCUACACAUUGAAGGAGAAGCUCGGAGAGCAGGUUGUCAAUACCACCCCGUUGGAAUUUGUUGUCACGGUGCCUGCUAUCUGGUCAGAUCUCGCCAAGGACAAGACCAAGCAAGCCUGCCAAAGGGCUGCCGGCCUCAACACUGUUACCAACACUGUUGCUCCCAUCCAUCUUGUUUCUGAGCCCGAGGCUGCUGCCAUCUAUGCCUUGCAUGGCCUGGAUCCACAUGGGCUCAAGGUGGAUGAUACUGUGGUGGUUGUGGAUGCUGGAGGAGGAACUGUGGACUUGAUCUCGUACACCAUUACCAGUCUCAAGCCUAUUCUGGAGGUCCAAGAGGCUGCUCCAGGAUCUGGUGCGCUGUGCGGCUCGACAUUCCUUAACAUGCGCUUUGCCAAAUUUCUAAAGGCUAAGCUGGGCAAAGAAGACGGAUUUGAUGACGAGAUUAUGGCCGAGGCCAUGGAACAGUUCGAAAAGAAGGUCAAACGACAGUUCACGCUCGGCGCUGCUCCAGACGACACCUACACCAUUCCAGUCGGUGGUCUGGCGAAUAACAAAGAGCUGGGAAUCAACCGCGGUCGUUUCGCCUUGAAGGCAUCAGAUCUCCAAACCAUCUUCGAGCCCGUUGUUCUCGAGUGCAUCAAGCUUGUCAAAGACCAGAUCACAGCAAGCAACGUGCCGAUUCGUGCUAUUCUCCUGGUUGGCGGUUUCGGCGCAUCCAACUAUCUCAAGGAGCGUUUGCGCAACGCUAUCGACAAGAGCAUCCAAAUCAUGCAGCCACCCAAUGCUUGGCAGGCAGUGGUUCAAGGCGCUGUCAUGAAAGGUCUAGCUCAAGUAUCUCCUGACAAGCUUACGCAGGUCAAGGUGCAGAAUCGCAAGGCCCGGAAGCACUAUGGCACCGAGUGGCGAAGCAAGUACGAUGCCAAGCUUCACAAGCAUCUCGAACACAAGCGACACUGGUGCGGCUUGGAUGGUUGCUACAAGGUGUACACCAUGGAGUGGUUCAUCCAACGCGGCGAUAACGUCUCCGAAAACGAACCCUUCUACACAUCAUUCGUGUGGACCGGUCUGGUCAGUCAAGGCCGCAUCAAGAAGAUCAAGAUGGAUAUCUACGCCGAUCGCAACCAGAGAAUUGCGCCUGUUGCUCGAGAUGAGAAUGUUUCAAUGCUCGUUCAUGUCGAGGCUGAUGUCGGACACAUUCCCGAGCACAUGCUCUCCCGCCGCCAAGGACUUGAUGGCCAAUGGUACUACGAGCUGAAUUGUAAGAUUGAAGCCGUGUAUCUUUCGGCCUCAACCACGUACACACUGCUCUACAAUAAUCAACGGUACAACACGGUGACGGCAGAUCUGGGCGGGUACCCCAGCUCGGUCAUCGCGAUCAUCGGGUCGCUCCAGCUUGGUCUUAUGAACCUCAUCCAGCCUGUCGCCGGUGGUCUCGCCGAUUCAUACAGCCCGAGCAUUCUCUACGCUAUCGCAGCUGUCGGGGCGAUUCACUUUACGAGAAGACGCGCAUUGGCCAUUGGUAUUGUCGCUAGCGGGAGCAGUGCAGGAGGAGUCUGUCUCCCCAUCAUGUUCUCUCAUCUUGUGCCACGCAUUGGCUUCGGUUGGGCUUUGCGGAUUGCUGCGCUGAUUGCUCUAGUAUGCUACGGGAUCGCUAUUCUCAUCUCGCGGCCCAAGCUGCCUCGCAAGCCUGUGAAAUCCAUCUGGUCUAUUGUGGAUUUCAAUGGCUUCCGCGACCCCCAAUACUCUACACUGGCGUUUGCUAAUGUGGUUGGCAACUUUGGGCUUUACGUACCCUUCUACUACUUAGGUAUGUGUUCAUUUAUGCUUGGACAGUCUGACUCAAUAUGGCUUCGCGAUAUUGUGUAA
This is a messenger RNA of Colletotrichum scovillei, 2514 nucleotides long. RefSeq lists its product as uncharacterized. Gene Ontology annotation, molecular function: ATP-dependent protein folding chaperone; ATP binding. Lineage: Eukaryota; Fungi; Ascomycota; Sordariomycetes; Glomerellales; Glomerellaceae. The transcript is spliced from 6 exons. The record is from RefSeq and is a predicted model, not a curated record. The coding region runs from base 256 to 2514 and encodes 752 amino acids.